This is a messenger RNA of Pongo pygmaeus (Bornean orangutan), 2561 nucleotides long. RefSeq names its product solute carrier family 6 member 2 (gene SLC6A2). Bases 234 to 2087 code for a protein of 617 amino acids. Gene Ontology annotation, molecular function: norepinephrine:sodium symporter activity; neurotransmitter:sodium symporter activity; dopamine:sodium symporter activity. The record is from RefSeq and is a predicted model, not a curated record. The transcript has 15 exons. Lineage: Eukaryota; Metazoa; Chordata; Mammalia; Primates; Hominidae. Gene Ontology annotation, cellular component: neuronal cell body membrane; presynaptic membrane; axon. Gene Ontology annotation, biological process: dopamine uptake involved in synaptic transmission; sodium ion transmembrane transport; amino acid transport.
ACGGCCAGAACCAGUCAGCCCGCGCCCUGCCGGCCGCCCCGCGCCUCCAGCUCUUCCCCGGCCCCGCCCGAACGCCACACGGCGGAGCCCAGCCCCAGCCCGCGUCCCAGAGCCCGCCAAGGCGCAGCCGGUCGGGGGCCGGCAGGGCGCAAGGCACCAGGGAUCCCCUCGCCGCCGGACACAGCCUCGGCGUGCCCCCAGGACCGCUAAAGUUCCUCUCGCCAGCUGCAUCCAUGCUUCUGGCGCGGAUGAACCCGCAGGUGCAGCCCGAGAACAGCGGCGCGGACGCGGGUGCAGAGCAGCCCCUUCGGGCGCGCAAAACUGCGGAGCUGCUGGUGGUGAAGGAGCGCAACGGCGUCCAGUGCCUGCUGGCGCCCCGCGACGGCGACGCGCAGCCCCGGGAGACCUGGGGCAAGAAGAUCGACUUCCUGCUGUCCGUAGUCGGCUUCGCAGUGGACCUGGCCAACGUGUGGCGCUUCCCCUACCUCUGCUACAAGAACGGCGGCGGUGCCUUCUUGAUCCCGUACACACUGUUCCUUAUCAUCGCGGGGAUGCCCCUGUUCUACAUGGAGCUGGCUCUGGGACAGUACAACCGGGAGGGGGCUGCCACCGUGUGGAAAAUCUGCCCAUUCUUCAAAGGCGUUGGCUAUGCUGUCAUCCUGAUCGCCCUGUACGUUGGCUUCUACUACAACGUCAUCAUCGCCUGGUCACUCUACUACCUCUUCUCCUCCUUCACCCUCAACCUGCCCUGGACCGACUGUGGCCACACCUGGAACAGUCCCAACUGUACCGACCCCAAGCUCCUCAAUGGCUCCGUGCUUGGCAACCACACCAAGUACUCCAAGUACAAGUUCACGCCGGCAGCCGAGUUUUAUGAGCGUGGUGUCCUCCACCUUCACGAGAGCAGCGGGAUUCAUGACAUCGGCCUGCCUCAGUGGCAGCUCUUGCUCUGUCUGAUGGUCGUCGUCAUCGUCUUGUAUUUUAGCCUCUGGAAAGGGGUGAAGACAUCAGGAAAGGUGGUGUGGAUCACAGCCACGCUGCCUUACUUCGUGCUGUUCGUGCUCCUGGUCCAUGGCGUCACGCUGCCCGGAGCCUCCAACGGCAUCAAUGCCUACCUGCACAUCGACUUCUACCGCUUGAAAGAGGCCACGGUAUGGAUUGAUGCCGCAACUCAGAUAUUUUUUUCCCUGGGGGCUGGAUUUGGAGUGUUGAUUGCAUUUGCCAGUUACAACAAAUUUGACAACAACUGUUACAGGGAUGCCCUGCUGACCAGCAGCAUCAAUUGCAUCACCAGCUUCGUCUCUGGGUUCGCCAUCUUCUCCAUCCUUGGUUACAUGGCCCAUGAACACAAGGUCAACAUUGAGGAUGUGGCCACAGAAGGAGCUGGCCUAGUGUUCAUCCUGUAUCCAGAGGCCAUUUCUACCCUGUCUGGAUCUACAUUCUGGGCUGUUGUGUUUUUCGUCAUGCUCCUGGCGCUGGGCCUUGACAGCUCAAUGGGAGGCAUGGAGGCUGUCAUCACAGGCCUGGCAGACGACUUCCAGGUCCUGAAGCGACACCGGAAACUCUUCACAUUUGGCGUCACCUUCAGCACCUUCCUUCUCGCCCUGUUCUGCAUAACCAAGGGUGGAAUUUAUGUGCUCACCCUCCUGGACACCUUUGCUGCGGGCACCUCCAUCCUUUUUGCUGUCCUCAUGGAAGCCAUCGGAGUUUCCUGGUUUUAUGGAGUGGACAGGUUCAGCAACGACAUCCAGCAGAUGAUGGGGUUCAGGCCGGGUCUAUACUGGAGACUGUGCUGGAAGUUCGUCAGUCCUGCCUUCCUCCUGUUCGUGGUUGUGGUCAGCAUCAUCAACUUCAAGCCACUCACCUACGACGACUACAUCUUCCCGCCCUGGGCCAACUGGGUGGGGUGGGGCAUCGCCCUGUCCUCCAUGGUCCUGGUGCCCAUCUACGUCAUCUAUAAGUUCCUCAGCACGCAGGGCUCUCUUUGGGAGAGACUGGCCUAUGGCAUUACGCCAGAGAACGAGCACCACCUGGUGGCUCAGAGGGACGUCAGACAGUUCCAGUUGCAACACUGGCUGGCCAUCUAAGCCUGCCUGGAAGAGAAGGAGGAACCCCCAUGCCAAUGUCCAGGUCACAGGCAUCCGCUUCGCUCCCACCCCAGACACCAUCUUAUGAUUCCCCCCUGGAAGUUGUCCUUUCUGAUCCUCUCUUCUUUUCCCAUUUACAAAUGAUUUUGUGACUGUAGUUUUUGUUCACCUUCUGUGCAUCUGGCCCGGGGGCUGUUAGCUCAGAGGAGGGGAGCAAACAGGAAAAUGACUUCUGUUCUGUCCCCGUUGUUUUGGGGGAAGUCUCUCCCACUUUGGGAUCCUGCCAAUGCUAGGUUCACGAGGUCAGAAAUCCCCACCAAGUUUGCCUAGACUUUGGGCACAGAAGUUCUUAGUCCACCAAAUCAGAGAGAGGAUGGGCUUUUGAUCAGAUACCCCCCACCCAGAAAAAACAAAAACAAAAGCAAAAAUCAAACAAAAUCUGGCUGAGUUUAGUGGGGUGGUUGGGGAAGGUAC